Cyphellophora attinorum is the source of this 837-nucleotide messenger RNA. RefSeq lists its product as uncharacterized. The transcript has a single exon. The record is from RefSeq and is a predicted model, not a curated record. Lineage: Eukaryota; Fungi; Ascomycota; Eurotiomycetes; Chaetothyriales; Cyphellophoraceae. Bases 1 to 837 code for a protein of 278 amino acids. Gene Ontology annotation, biological process: mycotoxin biosynthetic process.
AUGGCUAUUGAGACACAGAAAUAUGAGAGUCUCCGAACUUCCGAGAAGCGGGCAGCACGAGCAUCAUACGAGUCUUCGUCGACACUAGCAGACCUCGAAGUCCUCCACGACCUUGACUUCCUGCCAGAGAAAGCCUCCAAAUGGCGUGGUAGAAGUCUAUCGGACUAUGUGACAAAGCUAGCAACGUCUCGAUAUAUCUGGCUUCUUCAUACGCUGUUGCUACUCACCUCAUCUACGCUGUUUCUGGUAUCCUGCUACCUACCAUGCACAACACUGAGUCAUGUUCAGAAGUAUUCAGCCUGGUCUCCUGCGGCAGGAGCCGUGGGCUAUGAGAAACAAGUCUACAACAUUACUAGAGACAACAAAUUUGUGGGUGCUGGCCCUGAGGUUGACAAAGCAUGGCGCGAGAUUUCCUAUGACAUGGGAGAUCAAUGGGUACCAAAAGCAGCACUGCCUAAGCUCGGCGAAGAGUCCAGCUUGCUUGUUGAUCACCCAGUGACCGGCGAACAGGGCUACAGGGUUGGAAUGGAAGUCUUCCACCAGCUCCACUGCCUGAACCUGCUUCGGAGAGUCACCUACAAAGACUACUAUGAGCCGCUUGGGGGCGAGUUUGGGAAAGGCCCGGAGGCGUUACAAAGGCACACGGAUCAUUGCCUGGAGGUGCUCAGACUCAAUCUGCAGUGCAAUGCUGACAUUGGGCUCUUUACAUUCUACAUGGUAGAGGGUGAUCCUCUGGCUUGGCCACAGCUGAAUUCGAAGCAUGUGUGCAGGAAUUUUGAAAAAGUUCGUCAGUGGGCAUGGGACAAUUCUGUAGGGAAUAUGGAGGUUAUCGAGUGA